Messenger RNA from Mangifera indica (mango), 1070 nucleotides. Its product is annotated as 20 kDa chaperonin, chloroplastic-like. The transcript is spliced from 5 exons. Lineage: Eukaryota; Viridiplantae; Streptophyta; Magnoliopsida; Sapindales; Anacardiaceae. Gene Ontology annotation, cellular component: mitochondrial matrix; chloroplast. The record is from RefSeq and is a predicted model, not a curated record. Gene Ontology annotation, molecular function: protein folding chaperone; ATP binding; protein-folding chaperone binding. Bases 134 to 892 code for a protein of 252 amino acids. Gene Ontology annotation, biological process: positive regulation of superoxide dismutase activity.
AGUGACCAACAAAAUUCUAGAAGCAUCUCAUUAUCUCUUAAAAAACCCCUCCUAGUUGUUGAAGCUAGGGUUUUAUCUUCUUACACUUCUAAUUCAAACCAGACGCAUUCUCAUCUGUAUUGAAGUAAAAAAAAUGUCGAGCGUGCAGCUUACAGCAUCAUCAAUUGCAGUUCCUGCAAGGGGUUUAGCAUCGUUUGAAGGUCUAAGACCCUCCUCUGUCAAGCUCUCUUCUGUUGGAACCACUCCCAAUCAACGCUCCUUUCGCUCUUUCGUCGUUAAAGCAGCCACUGUGGUAGCUCCAAAGUACACUUCGCUUAAACCCUUGGGCGAUAGAGUGUUGGUUAAAAUAAAGACGGUAGAGGAGAAAACGGAUGGUGGUAUUUUGCUUCCAACAACCGCUCAGUCAAAGCCUCAGUCCGGUGAGGUGGUUGCUGUUGGCGAGGGGAAGUCAAUUGGGAAAAACAAAGUGGGCAUUAGUGUGAAGACUGGAGCCCAGGUUGUCUAUUCCAAGUAUGCAGGAACUGAAUUGGAGUUCAGUGGUUCAAAUCAUCUCAUACUGAAGGAGGAUGACAUAGUUGGCCUUCUUGAGACAGAUGAUAUCAAAGAUCUUAAGCCUUUGAAUGAUAGAGUAUUCAUAAAGAUUGCCGAAGCUGAGGAGAAAACUGCUGGAGGUCUGCUUCUGACAGAGGCAACCAAGGAGAAACCUUCCAUCGGCACAGUGAUUGCCGUUGGACCUGGCCCUCUAGAUGAGGAAGGUAACAGAAAAGCACUACCCAUGGCACCGGGGAACACAGUGUUGUACUCCAAGUAUGCAGGGAAUGACUUCAAGGGCAAUGAUGGUACUAACUACAUUGCUCUAAGAGCAACCGAUGUGAUGGCUGUGCUCUCGUAGUUGUUUUUCUAAGCACAUUUUAUAUGUAUUACUGAAUUUUUCUGGAUGAGUUGCUUAAAGGCAUGCGGAUGUUGAAUUUAGUCUUGCUUUGGAUAUGAUGGAUUGCAUCUGUCUUUCUUCGCUAGAAUCAUGUUACCUUUUGGUAGCAAUUUAAUGGAAUAGCUGAAUUGCUUUUAAA